AUGCAGCCUCCUCAGGCAUACGAAAGUCAGAGCCAGCCUGCAUAUUCAUCCUCUGGAGACCAGCCCAUGUACGGUGGCCUGUAUGCGUCCUCAAGUGUGGCCCAGGUGAAGAAGAAGAAUACAAGAGCUUCUCAGGCUUGUGACUCGUGCCGUCAACUGAAAGCGAAAUGCGACGAAACUAGACCCUGUAAAACAUGCAGAGACAGAGGGACUGAAUGCAAAUAUCGCGAUCCACCGCCCAAAGUCGCUGACAAAACCCAAUCCGAUAUCCUCGACGGCAUUGCCAUGAUGCAGACCCAGCUAGCCACGCUUACUGAGCACUUUGCUCGGAUGGACGAACGCCUCACAAAAAUUGAAUCAGUUGCUUUCAAGGGUGACCCUCCUGCCAAGUCGAAUGCGGCAGUGGUGGACCAGGAGAUGGAGGACCAGUACAAAGAGGAGAGCACGCCAUUUACUGGAGACGAAAUGGUCAAAUACUCGUCGCAAGAUGCGGCUGCGGCCCGUCCCGACCAAACGAUUUUGCCUGAGGAUGAGGAAGAGACAGAGCCCGGCCCUCCGCCCCCUCUUGGCGAGCCGGCUAUUCCCAUGAAUCAUACUACACUGGCCGGCCUUUUACUGAACUGGCCCUCCAUCCAAGAGCUGACAAAACACCACGUCGAGCGCGAAGGUGUAGGCUAUGUGGGAGAAUAUCCCAUAAGUCAAGAACAAAAUCGAGGUUUGUUGAUUUUGUACGGCCGUGGUGAGGAUAAUAGGAUGUCACGAAAACAGCGCGAGCGCGAACAUGACCAGCAAAGCGUCGAUAUGCCUGACGACUCAUCCGACUCUCCGUCGCCCUCUACAGCAACCGAAGCGGCAGAUUGGGGUACUUUGGGUGGCCAAAGCCCAUAUGACCAGGUUGAUUAUAGAAGCGGCGUACUUGGUCCUGAUGGCAAUCCCGACUUUUCCGAGAAGAAUGUGUGGUCAUAUGUCGAGACCUUCAAGGAAAACAUUCUCAACCUGCAUCCAAUCGUGCAACCUCCGAUCCUAGAUCAAUGGGUGCGCCAAUUCCUCGAGUCUCUUCCAUUACAAGGAAGCAAACAGAGCAGCAAGACCAGUACAGCUUGGGCUGUCAGUAGCUCCAUGGAGUCUACUGGUUCGAAGCGUAAGAGGUCAUCUCCGGCGCCCGACAGUAUGGAGAUGUCAGCGGCAUCACCCACUUCCAGAGUCGGCCGGCCAAAUCGAACUAUACACACCGCGCUCGUCCUGACCGUCUUGGCGCUCGGCAAGGUAUGCCAGCAUCGAGACUAUGUGCCGGACGCCCUCCAUGUGGGUGAUCCUAUGCCUCAUGGAACCGGACGGUUUCAUCUUAAUGGUAUCCCUCAAUCGCCAAAGGGCUCGCCGCCGGGGGAUACUUCGCGCUCGCAAACAUCCAGUAUAGCGUCCCCUCGUGACCAGGAUCGUUCAUACCAUAGCCGUCGUUCGUCCCUGGCAGGGAAUACUCGACCAGGCCUACUGAAAAAGAAUUAUGAGAACAUACCGGGACUGGAAUAUUUUGCCUUUGCGACCGACAUUCUUGGUAACCAUCUCGGUUCCUACAACAAUAUGAAGAACGUCUAUGCCGACAUCUUUGCUGGCCUCUACCAAGGCCAACUCGGACGGCCUUUGGAGAGCUUUGCAUUCAUACACAGGGCCAGUCAUAAACUUCAGGUGAUUAUGCGUCCCAGCCUGGAAAAGCUUAAGAGAUUCAAGACCACGCGAGAGUUUAUUAAAGACACCAAGUAUAACCAGCUCUCGUUGGCGUUUUGGACAUGUCUGCAAUUGGAGAGUGAUUUACUUGCUGAACUCCCUGUUCCGCCUUCAGGUCUCUUAUCCUACGAGAACGACAUCCCGCACCCUAACAUGAGCCUGCUCGAAGGCUUCCCGAAGCCUGUCCUCGACAGUUACCUUGGCCAGCUCUACCUACGAACGCAUCUCAACAGCAUUCAUCGCAUGUUUUACGCGCCAGAAGAUCCGGCCAAGGGAGCCGUGGGGGAAAUACCAUUUAAAAAUGUCGACUUUGUCUCUGAUGCGGUCUCUGGAAUGCAAUGGGUCGGCCCAAGUUUCGCCUUUAAGGAAGACGAUCCUCCUGCCUCGGACAUCCUUUCCGCAAGACUCCGCGCCAAAUACUGGGGGGCUCAGGUUUUGACGUAUCGACCCUUCUUGAGGCAGAUUUUGCAGUUUUCGUUUGUUAAGAACCAUCCGACCACUGGACAACCGCCCUCAUCGGAGUUCCGCGCCGAAGUUGAAGCUCCACGCAUCGACCCCCAGGCGAGAAACGUGCAAGACUUGAAUCCACACAUUCUGGUUCUCGCCCAGAAAGCCAUCAAGGCUCUCGUUGAGAGCACGAGGGCUUUCCACGGCCUCGGCGACAAACGGCCCGUCAUCACCAGCGUCUUUGGCACCGCGCACGCCCAAUGGGGUAACCUCCUUGUUUUGUCUGCGGCGUUUAAAGAUCCCAUCAUGCACGAAUAUGUCGAUGAGAAGCUUCUGCGCCAGUUGUUCCAGAAGACGAUUGGCUUUUUGCGGCAAUCAGCCACGGCCACCAGCUCGCUGCGCAUCGACAUGCACAUUCUGGAAGGUCUGCAAAAGGAUUUCUGGGGCAUUGAGCCUUCCUACACCAACUCGGGAUAUCCGGCGGGCAAUGCACAGACGUCGACACCCCGCAUGUCCACGGACAGCAUUGACAUGCCGCCACCAAGAAGCACCACGGAGGGCGAGGGAACACCACAGAUGCCCAACAACCGAUCGACGGCAGCUCCCGGGUGA
Molecule: messenger RNA, 2784 nt
Organism: Akanthomyces muscarius
Lineage: Eukaryota; Fungi; Ascomycota; Sordariomycetes; Hypocreales; Cordycipitaceae
Exons: 3
Coding region: 1-2784 (927 amino acids)
Biological process (GO): regulation of DNA-templated transcription
Molecular function (GO): DNA-binding transcription factor activity, RNA polymerase II-specific; zinc ion binding
Source: RefSeq, a predicted model, not a curated record